This is a messenger RNA of Anthonomus grandis grandis, 1686 nucleotides long. RefSeq names its product zinc finger protein ZFP2-like. The transcript is spliced from 3 exons. The record is from RefSeq and is a predicted model, not a curated record. The coding region runs from base 193 to 1455 and encodes 420 amino acids. NCBI's taxonomy places the organism in Eukaryota, Metazoa, Arthropoda, Insecta, Coleoptera, Curculionidae.
AUUAAUAUAUUAGUUUGAAUUUAUCGUUAAUUUUUCUCCUCUCCCUGUAAAGACAGUAUCCCGGGUAACCGUUUGUGUUGUCUCCUUAGCUGUCAAAGUGGCGUCAGUGUUUAAAUUUGUUGUUGUGGUCCGCGAGUAUUUUUUAAAAGGUACAAUUUCUGGUCCUACCACAGUGACCAUUUACAAAUAGAAAUGAAGGUGAGCGAUGUGGAGUUCAAGCCCGACGUGGGCACGUUGGAGACCUCUUUAGAGCCUCCCGACUCCCCACUUACGCCCGUAUCGAUCAAAAUAGAGCCGGAUAGCGACGAGGAGUAUCUGCCGGGCAAAUCAGAGAAAAAAAAGCCAAUAAAGUUGCGAAUAAAAAAGGAACAACUGGAAAAACCGAAGAAAAGAAAAAAGAAAUCUUCUUCAUCGAAGAAGAGGAAGCAGGAGCACAAACUGUGGACCUGCCGUAAGUGCUUGCAAGAGUUCGACAGCCGUAAAGGCUUGACCGAGCACUCCAAGUUGCACCACGAAGAGUCUUCCGACGAACACACGUUUAAGCACAACGAAGAACAGGAUCUGUACAACUGUAACACUUGUCAAGCGGAAUAUCCGACCCGAUCAGAGGUCGAGGAGCACAUAACCAAGGUCCACGAAGAGUUCUACUCUUGCGACCAGUGCGAGCACACCUCCAAGAAGGCGUACGCCUUCGCGAUCCACAUGAAAAGUCACUCCAAUGACGAGUACAUGGUGUGUCCUCUGUGCAGCUACACGACCCCCAGGAGAACUUGUCUACAGACCCACAUCAAUAGAGUGCACUACCACAAGUUCUACUACACCUGCGGCACUUGCGGCAAAGGCUUUAACGAUUCUGUGAUCUUUAAGGAGCAUAAUAACGAACAUUUGGGCAUUAAACCGUUCGUUUGCGUGGUGUGCUCGAAGGCUUUCUGCUACUCCAGAUACAUGACGAUCCACCAAACGCGUCAUCACACGGUCUACAUCGAGGGCUCCCUGCACAAGACCCAGUGCAGCAUCUGCCUCAAGGUCUUCUCCAAGGUCACCACGUUGCUAAAGCACAUCACCUCCAAACACUCGCAGGGUGAGGAUCGCAACGAGAAGCGCCACCUAUGCGACCAUUGCGGCAAAGGGUUCGGUACCGGGGACAAACUGAAGAUCCAUUAUCGUAUCCACACGGGGGAGAAACCGUACCAUUGUCGGUUCUGCGACAAGUGCUUCACCAAGAAGGAUUACUUGGUGAUGCACGAGCGAGUGCACACUGGGGAGAAGCCGUACCCGUGCGAGUACUGCGGCAAGUGCUUCAAUCAGGCGUGCUCGUUACGGAUCCACGUGAGGGGGCACACGGGGGAACGACCGUACAUUUGUAAUAUCUGUAACGGGGGGUACAUUUCCAGGGGGUCCUUGAAUUUGCACAUGAAGACUUGUUCCGGGGAGAGGUACGACAUUAUUCAGUGAUCUUGGGUGGGUAUAUGGGUGAAGUCUGAUGGAAUUUCUUUAUUCCUGGAUAAGUUGGAGAGUUAUGGUUAUUACGCAAAAUAGACGGAUUAUGGUUUAUUUUAUUUGUUAAUCGGUGUACUGGGUCUUUUAUUUUUUUGUUAUGUAGAAUCGUUGUGCAAUAAUUUGUUUACUUUGUUGUAUUUUGAUUUAGGUAUAGAUUAAAGUUUUAAUAAACAUAUUAGUUGAUAA